AUGUCGGACACUAUAAUCAAAAGUGCUCAACCGGCAAAGCGAGAGUUGGAGAAUCUUCUCGAUGAAGCAAAAGCUAUGGUCCUAACGCCUCCUGAUCAACAUUUGUCGGUGGAGGAAAAGGAGCAGCAAUUCAAACUCAAGGCGUCUAUAACUCUAUGUUGGUACACUCGGAUCAACCAACGAAAAAUGGUUGGAGUAUAUCUAGAAACAAAAGAAUGCGCAGAAAAGAAAGGAAGAAGACAACUGCACGGAUAUGGUCGACGAUGAUAAAAGCUUUCUAGAUUAAGUAAAUGACGAGCAAAAAGCUAUUAUAACUCCAGAUAUGUACAAGUAUGAGUUUAAGCAAGCGGUACAGCGCCUACACAAAGCAAGACAAAUAACGAACAAAAAAAAGGGGCCCUCAGUAGACAGUAAAUUUGCCACAAUUACCACUACCAACAUUCAAUGGUGACCCG
This is a messenger RNA of Loa loa (African eye worm), 455 nucleotides long. RefSeq lists its product as hypothetical. The record is from RefSeq and is a predicted model, not a curated record. Bases 1 to 267 code for a protein of 88 amino acids. The transcript has a single exon. NCBI's taxonomy places the organism in Eukaryota, Metazoa, Nematoda, Chromadorea, Rhabditida, Onchocercidae.